AAAAGCGACUGCAAAUCUAGAGAGAGACAGAGAGAGAAAGAAAGAGGAGAGAGACAGAGAGGAUUUGUGCGCGAGCGCUUGAAGGAGAGGGGAAAAAAGGGGCAGAAGAAGAAAGUUGCGGGUGGAAAACCCGAAAUCUCUCUCGAUCUGUGCUUUUUAAUUAACCCUCUUCAAGAGUUCCGAGUCCUGGGAGGGAUUUCUGCGGUAUUUCGGAAUUCUGGAGCGUGGGGAUUGCUUGAUCGUUGGGGAGAAGAUGAGUUCGUUGAGCAGAGAACUCGUCGUUUUAAUCCUCCAGUUUUUGGAUGAAGAAAAGUAUAAGGAGACCGUACACAAACUGGAGAAGGAAUCUGGAUUCUUCUUCAACAUGAAGUACUUUGAAGAUAUGGUGGUGAAUGGAGAAUGGGAGGAGGUCGAAAAGUAUUUGUCGGGUUUUACAAAGCUUGAGGACAACAGAUACUCGAUGAAGAUCUUCUUUGAGAUCCGAAAGCAAAAGUAUCUGGAAGCCCUGGACAGAAAGGAUAAUGCCAGAGCCGUGGAGAUUCUUGUCAAAGAUUUAAAAGUAUUUUCAUCAUUCAAUGAGGACCUGUUUAAGGAAAUUGCAUUGCUGUUGACCCUUCAGAACUUCAGGGAAAAUGAUCAGCUUUCAAAGUAUGGCGACACAAAGUCAGCUAGAACUAUAAUGCUGAGUGAGUUGAAGAAAUUGGUUGAGGCUAAUCCUCUAUUUCGUGAUAAACUUCACCUCCCUCCAUUGAAGAACUCAAGAUUGCGAACUCUGAUUAAUCAGAGUCUGAAUUGGCAGCACCAGCUCUGCAAGAAUCCAAAGUCGAAUCCUGAUAUAAAGACACUUUUUGUGGACCAUGCAUGUGGACAAGCAAACGGUGGCCAGGCUCCAUCUCCAGCCCCUAAUCCGCUGAUGAGCCAAAUCCCGAGUCAAAUCCCAAGCCAAAUCCCUAAAGUUAGCGGUUUUCCAUCAAUGGGCCCUGUUGCAUUCCAGCAUGCACAAGCUCCUUUGGCUAAUUCACUUGCAGGAUGGAUGGCCAAUCAGACGAUGGCCAAUCCUUCAGUGGCCAAUCCGUCAAUGGCCAACCCGUCUAUGUCCAAUCAGUCGGCAGCGAAUCCGACCUCUGUCCCGCAUCAGUCUGUUCCUAUAGGAUCUAUAGGCUUAACUCCCCCGAGUAAUCCUGCAUCUAUGAUAAAGCGUCCUAGGACUCCUCCCUCUAACAUUCCCGUCAUGGACUAUCAAACUGCAGACUCUGAUAAUCUGCUGAAGAGGCAAAGACCCUAUGGAAUGCCUGAGGAGGUCAGCAAUAUGCCCGGCAAUGUUAUGCCUGGUAUGUUUCCUGGUUUGUCCAUCCAUCCCUUAGGCGUCGCAACCGAUGAGCUACCCAAGACGGUUAUGGCAACUUUGAGACAGGGCUCCGCUGUGAGGACCUUGGAUUUCCACCCAACAAUACAUAAUAUACUUUUAGUGGGAACAUAUGCCGGUGAGUUCAUUUUAUGGGAUGUGGCUAGCAAGGUGAGACUUGCAGUAAGGACUUUUACGUUGUGGGAUAAGGCAAAUUGCUCGGUGACACUUCAGGCCAACAUGAUCAAUGAUGCUUAUGCCUCAGUAAACCGCGUCAUUUGGAGUCCUGAUGGAAACCUUUUCGGUGUUGCAUAUGCAAAACACAUUGUUCACUUAUUUGCUUAUAUGGGCGGCGAUGAUAUACGAGGCCACCUUGAGAUAGAGGCACACAUGGGCAGUGUUAAUGAUCUUGCCUUCUCUAAUCCGAAUAAGCAACUGUGCAUUAUAAGUUGUGGGGACGAUAAGACAAUCAAGGUGUGGGAUGCUGCCACCGGAGCUAAGCAGUUUACGUUCGAUGGUCACGAGGCUCCUGUUUAUUCCUUAUGCCCACAUAACAAGGAAAAUAUUGAGUUCAUCUUUUCGACUUCUAUUGAUGGAAAAAUCAAGGCUUGGCUAUAUGAUACUCUGGGUUCCCGAGUUGAUUAUGAAGCACCAGGCCGGAGUUGUACAACAAUGGCUUACAGUAAUGAUGGAACUAGGUUAUUCUCAUGUGGCACAAGCAAAGAUGGCGAGUCAUACAUUGUAGAGUGGAACGAGACUGAGGGAGCUGUCAAGAGGACAUAUAAUGGGCUGUCAAAACGCUCGGUUGGAGUGGUACAGUUUGAUACAGCUAAGAAUCGGUACUUGGCUGCCGGUGAUGAGUGUAAAAUAAAAUAUUGGAACAUGGACAAUUCAAACGUUUUGUGUAGCAUUGAUGCCGAGGGUAACUUGCAGGCUUCCCCUUCCAUUCGGUUUAACAAGGCCGGAACACUGCUGGCUGUAUCAACAACUGAUAAUUCUGUCAAAAUAGUUGCCAAUACUGACGGUAUUCGACUGAUGCGAUCUGCAGAAAGUCGUGUUGGACCUUCAAAGGCACCUAUCAUUAGCCCGUUUUCUGCUUCUACUUCAGCACCGGGAACCAGCGUCGCUGCGGAUCGGAGUUCGCCGAGGAACGUCGCUAUCACACCCCCGAACGAAUUUGGACCGAGUUUACCUGAUUUAAAAGCCAGAAUUCCCGAUGAGCCUGAGAAACCCAAGCCAUGGAAGAUGACGGAAUUUAGUGAGCCAUCUCAAUUUCGGGCGUCAAAGCUUCCUGAUAAUCUGUUGGCCGUGAGGAUCGUGCGAUUGAUUUAUACAAAUGCUGGAAGUUCUAUUCUAGCACUGGCGUACAACGCCGUCCACAAGCUGUGGAAAUGGCAACGCUCCGAGAGAAAUACUUCUGGAAAGGCGACUAGUUCUGUGCCACCGCAACUUUGGCAACCCCCUAGCGGAAUCUUGAUGACCAACGACAUCAGUGAUACUAACCUCGAGAUGGCUGUUCCUUGCUUUGCGCUUUCGAAAAAUGACUCUUAUGUUAUGUCCGCAUCCGGAGGAAAAAUUUCGCUUUUCAAUAUGGGGACGUUCAAGACAAUGACAUCUUUCAUGCUCCCGCCGCCGGCAGCGACGUCUCUUGCCUUCCGACCCGAGGACAACAAUAUUGUCGCUAUUGGUAUGGAGGACGGCACCGUACAGAUUUACAACGUCCGCCUUGACGAGGUGAAAACCCAGCUCAAAAGUCAUCAGAAAAGGGUGACUGGCCUUGCCUUUUCGAGUACUCUCAAUGUUCUCGUAUCCGCAGGUGCCGAUACUCAGUUAUGUGUUUGGGGUACCCAAGAAUGGGAUAGGAAGGCGCAUAAAUCGUUGACGAUUCCAACGGGUCGCACGCCGAAAGCUCUGGCGCAGACGCGGCUACAGUUUCACCCGGAUCAGAUGCAUAUACUCGUCAUCCACGAGACUCAGAUCGCCGUAUUUGAAGCUCCGAAACUCGAUCUCGUCCAUCAGUGGAUUACCCGGGAUUCCAACUCUACGAUAACCGACGCCGCAUACUCGUGCGACGGCCAGUCGAUCUACGCUACCUUUGACGACGGAAGCCUGUGCAUCUUCACCACCGCAGGGCUGAAAAUGCGAUGCCGGAUCACCCAGUCGGCAUAUCUAAAUCCUGUCCCAAACUCGAGGGCGUACCCGGUGGUAAUCGCAGCCCAUCCAUCAGAGCCAUGCCAGUUUGCAAUCGGGCUCACUAACGGGGAAGUGCAUUUGAUGGAGCCUCUCGAGACGGAAGGCAAAUGGGGCGUCGCGCCACCACCAGAAAACCGUGCCGGAACGAGCGGGAGCCCCGCCGCUCCGUCGGCGGCGGAUCAGUCUUCGAGGUAGUAAGGUACUCUCAACUUUUCAUAAAUAGCUUAAGCGUGCAUGGAUGGAUAGAUUGAAAUGUGGAUAGAAGAACAACAUGGAGAGAGAGAGAGAGAGGAGAGAGAGAGGGGUGUUUUGGGGUUUUCAAGAAAUUGAUGAAAGUAAAGUAAAGGGCAAGAAUGGAUGACAUUCACAUCCUGGUUAGGGAUGGACUUUGUAGAAGUUUAGGUUGUGGGGAUGAUGAUAUACUAUUACUAUUGCUAUGAGAGAUGAUGAUUCUUGUACUAAUGUUUUUGUUCUU
Andrographis paniculata is the source of this 4013-nucleotide messenger RNA. Its product is annotated as topless-related protein 4-like. The transcript has 26 exons. The record is from RefSeq and is a predicted model, not a curated record. Gene Ontology annotation, biological process: regulation of DNA-templated transcription. The coding region runs from base 254 to 3733 and encodes 1159 amino acids. Gene Ontology annotation, molecular function: protein binding. Lineage: Eukaryota; Viridiplantae; Streptophyta; Magnoliopsida; Lamiales; Acanthaceae.